This is a messenger RNA of Ceratitis capitata (Mediterranean fruit fly), 6784 nucleotides long. RefSeq lists its product as uncharacterized. NCBI's taxonomy places the organism in Eukaryota, Metazoa, Arthropoda, Insecta, Diptera, Tephritidae. The record is from RefSeq and is a predicted model, not a curated record. The coding region runs from base 3213 to 6662 and encodes 1149 amino acids. Gene Ontology annotation, molecular function: metal ion binding. The transcript is spliced from 12 exons. Gene Ontology annotation, biological process: superoxide metabolic process.
UAUUAUUUACCUACAUAUAUACAUAUUGCAUAUCUUAUGAUGAAGUGUAUAUUUAAAUAGAAGUAAUAAUAAUAACACAAAGUUUUAAAAAUAUAUGAAUUCACUUAUUCAACUAACUAUUGUGCCGAUUAUAUAUACACGUCUAUAACCAACAAAUUUUAAACUUAUAUUAUAUAAUUGUUGCAUUAAUAAUUAACAUACUUGUUUGUAUAUACGUUUAUAAUGAAAGUGAUGAACUAUUAUAUAAUAUGAAAAGAGAAAAAACUCUAUUAAAUUAAAUUUAAAUUUGAAUUACAGCUGUCAAAUUCUGAUAUUUUGUAUUAUCUGUAUAUAAGUAUAUACAUAUACAUGUAUAUACAAGUUGGCGGUACCAACGGUUACAUGCUACUAACAAUUUUUAAUCCCUAUAAAUGUAUUUUUCUACUAACAUAAAUAAAAUACUUCAAAAUGUUACACUCACAUGCAAGCAAAUGAAAAAUAUUAUUGUAAACAACACCAACACAAUAUAAAGAAAAAGUAUUUUAUUGAUAAAUAUAUAUAUAUAUAUAUACAUAUGUAUAAAUAUAUGUAUAUUCAUAUGUAUAUUUAUUUAGACAAAGAGCGGCAAAACCAAAUGAUGCAACUAUAAAGUAUCAAAUACUAAUCAAUUAACAAAAAACUAUAAAUCACACAUUUAGCUACAUACACGUAUAUACCCCUGCUGACUUUCCAGUCUGAUGUAUCGAUCAGAUUUUGUUCAUUUGUAUAUACACAUUUAUGCAAGUGCAUAUUUUUUCUUAACUAGUUAUGAUGCAUGGGAUGAAAAUGUAUAAAAAGAGUUAAAAAAAAAAUGUGUAUUUACAAGACCAACAUUCGAUGCAUUAUAGGGAGAGAAUCGGUUAACUCAUUCAUAUACGUAUUCUAUUGACUUUUUUGAUUUUGAGUCUAAACGUUUGACUCUCGAAUUGAAUAUUACAAAAAAUUUUAAAAGAGCUUACAUAUAUUUAAACUAUUUAAUCAAUUCAAAUAUUCAUAUAUCUAAAAAUGCAUAUGCAUAUACAUAUAUCAAACCUAGGGGCAUCUCUAGACAUAUUUACUUUUAAAAUAUAAUCCCAAAUAGAGCGACAAAAUUUUAAGUAUAUACAUAUAAAGAAUAUAUUUUAGUUUAUAGAUAUAUAUUGAGAAAGAGGGCUAAGUUCAUGAAAACUAAUAUUUAUCCAAAUGAUAUUAUGACUCCGAAUUUUAUAGACCAAUUGUUACGAAAAACAACCACAGUUGAAUAACACCGAACAACUGUAUAGAAAAAAUGAUAUCCAACGAAAAGAAAUAUAAAGUAAAUUAAACAGAUGACUAUAUUUAAAAAAAAAACAUAUUACUAAAAACAAGCUUAAUAAACAUCCAAAGUCAUCUAAUAACAGCAAAAGAAAAAGGGCGCUUGUUUCAUUUACUUAUUUGUUACUUUGUACUUUCUCAAGCGAAAAAACCUUUUUUUUUGUUUUUUUUUUUUUGUUUAGUUCUGCUUAACAGGUACUUGAACAUACAUACACUUACCAUGACUGCGAAAGUCAUUACUAAAAUUAUUUUCUCUAUGUCUUAAAACUAAAUUGAACUUAAACCCUAAAACUAACGCCAAAUUUAUAACUCAAUUCAUACUUGUAAAGUCAUAAAAAAAAACUAAUCCCACUACAUCAGUUAUAAGAAAUGCUUCCGUUAUCUCAAUUCACUUAUUCGUAAACAUUCAGCUUUAGAUAUAGAUAGUAGAUUAAUCGAGUCUUACGAAUGUGCCAGUCAACGUCCAAAGUUAUUAAAAGAGUAUUUUCUUAACGCGCUCGCCCCUUGAUGGGGAGAGAAAGCACCUAUUAUGCUUAGAGUAGAUGGCUUUGGAAGUGGCAACUAAAACUGUAUGUAGGUAGUCGUAUGAAAAUCAACAUACGUAUGGUUACGAGUAGAGCUCACAAAAUACAAAUACAAACCAUUAUUGAAUUUGUAUUUUUUAGCUAUUAUUCUGGUACCUGUUAAGCUGUAGGAAACAUGUAGGGUUGCUUGUGAAAAUAAUUACAGCUCUGAAGAGUCAAUAUCGAUGUCUUCACCGGUAAGUAUGCUCCAACAAAUGUCAUAUUUCAUUUAUUUUCCAUUUAAAAUUUGCAAAUAAUUUAUGAAUCGGGCAUAGCCAAAAAUCUGCCCUUGAAUAUUAUAUGAAUUACGGUUAGAAGCCCACACCAUUAUGCAGCUCAUUGGGAUUCAUAUCUUACAAAUCUCUUACGAAAUUUAGUGUACGCGUAUAUACUAUAUAUUCUUAUACUUAUAUGUACAUGCUAUUUGGUAAAUAAACCAGUCAGUUGGUAGUUAUUUGGCUCAAGCAUUCGAUAAGGUAUGGCAUGGAGGAAUCAUACACAAAAAUUCCCCCUACACUCAAAGUAAAUAAUGUAAGGAUUCAUCAAUCAGGUGAAUUUAUAUACAUGCUCAUGCACCUAAAUAAACUGAAAAAACCAACCGAAUCCCCUACCAAACGUUUUACCCUACCGAACAACCCUUCAAAGGAAGAUUCAGACCAGUUUUUCGAUGAGCAGAGGUCUAUUUGUCGUCCAACACUAUUACUGGACUAAAGCUGUGGUACACUAGAUAUAAAGAUUCUAGAACUUAUUUGUAGAUUCUAAUUAGGCGGAUUCAAUACAGAGAUUUCUGUGCUGUUAUAAAAACAGUUAAACGAAAUAAGAUUUAAAAGCUACGCAAAAGUAAUCAGAGAUGCUUAAGCACCCUGUGCUUUUAAAGAAAAAAGUGCGUGAAAAGAAAGUUAAAUCACUUUUGUAUAAAACCAUAGUUUUGUUUAUUGAAGCCCUUACAGCUUCGAAACUUCAGUCAUCAGCUGAUUGGUUCGAAACCAGUUUGAACCACACUCACCGCAAAAAGCUAAACUCUCUCAUGACUUGAUCAAUUCUCUUUCGAGCCAACUCGUUUACUCGUAUGCGUAUUUAUAUCGAUCGUUGCUACCAACUAUGGCUUGGUUGAUGAAAACGAGAUUCAGUUGUAUUGAAACCGUCAAUGAACGACUUUCCGGCGUGGUCAGUGCUAGCGUUGUAUAUAGUUACCAAUUUUCACAACAAUGUGAUAGUGAAAGGAAGGAGAGACUUUUUCUUUUCUUUUAUGCUGCAAUUUUGUAUUAGUUUUGUAAAAUAAAUUCUUGAACUCAAAUAGGUAUAAAUAUUAGUUGGUUUAUUAAGGUAUACAGUAAAAUGAAAAUCUCUUGGAGAUUUCCGUCGUUAUUAGUCAUCGCUGCGUGUCUUUUGUCCCAUAAUGACGUUGGCGCUCAACAGCUCAUUGCGUAUCUCUCUCAACAUGGUCUUCAUGGUGAGAUUACCUUCCGCCAAGUUAACACAACAACCGUGGAGAUUAGAGCUAAACUAGAAACCACCCUUCAAUAUCCAGAUCAAGUGUGGAGCUGGAGCGUACGAAAGUUCCCAAUAGAUUAUAAUGACAUUGAUCCCGAAUCCCGUUGUAGUUUGGAAAAAUUGGGCGCACAAGUGGUGAGUUUUGAUGAAGAUCUCGAUUAUUUAGUUUUGCCUGGAAAUGAGACCGCCACCUGGUAUCGCGAUAUGACCUUAAUUGGCGAAAAGGGUAUUUGGGGCAAGUCACUAGUUUUAACCGAAGCAAAUUCACAUGCUCGCAUUUGUUCUACCAUCACCACCAUUCAAAUGUCGGUGGAGCAUAUGGCAGAGGCACGUUUUAAUACGCCUAUUGCGGGUUCCGUACAUUUUCGUUGGUUAGCUCCAUCAGAUGGGGUGGGAGGAGAUACACUGAUAUUUUCUGAUCUCUACCACAUUCAAGUUCAACCUUCUAAUGAUAAUCCCAGCAAACCCAUGACUCAUCAUAGUUGGAAAAUUUACGUUACUGAUAUAUUCAAAAACGAUCACCAUCGCACCGAAGAUAAUUGUAAUUUUUUGCAACUUGUAUUUGAUCCUCAAGGUUAUGGUGAGAAUAAGGGUAUAGGUGAUCUCGACGCCAGAUUGGGAAAGAUAAGUGUGGCGAAAAAUGCUUUACAAUCACCACAGCGUGCAAUUUACAGAGAUGAUAAGUUCCUACUACUGCCGUCAGAUUUAUCAAUACCACAUAGAACUCUAUACUUGGUUUUGUUUGAUGAUCAGCAUCCAGAUAAUUUCCUUGCCUGCACACAAAUUCGCCAUGUGGAGCCAUUGACAUACAAGACGUUUUUAAAGUCCGGUGGGAUAAAAGGUGAAAUGACAUUCACGCAGCGUUCGCGCUUCGAUCCCACCUUCCUGAACUUCACACUCGAAUCGGCGGGUAAACAAGGACGUUUGGUAAACCGUAAAUUCGCUGAAGAUGUCUCUGCAUUUCGCAUACACAGUCUACCGCCAGUGCCGCAUCGUAAAGGUUUGACGAGCUAUUGCGAAUCUUCUGGAAACUUAUACAAUCCUCGCGACCUUGAAAGGCAUGUAAUACCACCACCUGGAUUUGGUACUCAAGAUCAGUAUCCCAUAGGAGAUUUGAGUGGGAAAUUACAAAGUCGCAAUAAAGAUUAUUAUCACAAUUAUUUGUUGCCUGGAGCUAGUUCAGAGCUCAGUGGACUUUAUUGGGAUACAUUUUUACCCCUACAAGGGCUUCACAGUAUCGCACACCGUGGCAUGGUAAUCUUUACUUACAAUCGUACUAAUGCUGCUAACAUUACCGAAGCUCCUUGGAGUUGUGCGACCAUAACACAUUAUCAAAGGAAUGGGCUUUACCAGAAACCCAUGUUUACAGCGCAAGUACUGUUCCGUUAUCCGAUAGUGGGACGCGUACUCUUCCGACAACCAGCUGAAGAACCAUCGCAAGACACCACAGUCAUAUUUGAGUACUUAAUACAUGCCGACGGAUCCACACAAAAUAACACCUUUGACCAUCGUUGGGCAAUACACAGUAAUGCGCCUGGAAAAGAUUUUUAUGACUGGCAGAACCGAUGCCUUUCCACGGGCGGUAUUUUCAAUCCCCACAAAGUGCAGUGGGGAAAUCGAUCCGUUGACGAUUACUGCAAACCUCGCUUGCCAGCAAUGUGUCGAGUGGGAGCUUUAGAUACACGAGUUGGAACAUUGAAAAUAGCGGGAAGGAAGCAAAAUGCAGAAAGCUUGAGUCGAUUAAUGUUUACGGAUACGAAUUUACCACUGUCGGGAAGGCAUAGCAUAUUAGGGAAAUCAUUGGUGGUCUAUGAUGAUUUCGGUCCAAAGGCCCGAGGAGAACGUUUGGCUUGUUCCGUUAUUAUUGGACACUUCCGGCGUAAGGUAGUAGCGAAAGACUGGUAUGCUAAUGGAGAUGAGUUAACUGUAAACGGCCGUCUGGAAAUCACGCAGCAAUCAGAAUAUGACAUUAGCAAUAUCGAAGUGCAAUUGAAGGGCUUAAAUGAAAACAGCGGCUAUCACAUCCACAUGACACCUGUCGAAGCGAAUCUGGAAUUUCCGUGUGAAGCCACAACUCUAUAUGGACAUUGGAAUCCAUUCAAUGUGAAUGUCAAAUCAUCACCUCCUCCGCAACAAGGUACAACGGACCAAUAUGAAAUGGGCGAUUUGAGUGGUAAAUUCGGCACUCUCGAUGGUUUUACUCAGUACGAAGGUGUAUAUAAUGAUACCAACUUGCCACUUUUCGGCUAUAACAGUGUGAUCGGUCGCUCGGUGGUAAUUCAUAAAAAACGCAGGAAUGCCCGCUGGGCUUGCAGUACGUUGGAACGUGGUUACAGUCCCAGUGAAGCGCGUGAAAUUCGAGCCAUUGCCUCAUUUCAUCAUCCCACUGGCUACGCAUAUGGCUAUGUGAAAAUGACACAAUUGAUACAUAUCGAUGGUAGUCAAUCGGAGACGGUUAUAGAAGUCAAAUUGAGACAUCCCGGGAAAAACGAUCGAAAUAUGACCUAUAAUCACAACUGGCAAAUUUAUGUAAAUCCAGUGGGUGUGGAUGCGGCAGUGAAGCCAACAGUAACUCGUUGCGUGGCGGGUGGAUAUGUGUGGAAUCCUUAUUAUACCCAAUUGGCCGAUCCUUUAAAUCGUGAUUUGUAUGAGCAGGAAUGCGGGCCGGAUAACCCAUUACGGUGUUAUGUAGGUGAUGUGGGUGCACGGCUUGGCACGAUAAACCUGGGUGUAGAACGUGUUGUACUCACAGACUCGAACUUUCCGCUAGAAGGCCCUGUAGGUGCAAUUGGACGUUCUGUAGUCAUUUUUGGUCCUGAUCACUCUUCCGAACGUUUUGCUUGUGCAAACAUUGAACCAGAUCACAAUGUUUUCAAAUACGUCAAUUUGCAGAAACCACCGAGAUUCGUUGUCGCACAAUUUUUGGAAGAGCUACGUUCCGUUAUGGGCAUACCUGAAUGGAUGUUAGAUGUGGAUGCUCGGAAAACAAAAGAAUUACAUGGAGGCGCUUGCAUACAAAUGAUCAUUCAUUUCAAAGGACCAAUAGCUCAUCGACUGGAAUUGGAUAUGUCCAGACUCAUUGCCGCUGGUCGCUUAGAGGCUCCUAGCCUGUUCAUUCCCGGCUAUGUGAACACUAAGAGGAAGGCAACAAUUUCAUAUAGAACUUGCGGUGUGCGGGAUCCUAAUGAAAAACGCACUAAGUCAUUCUCCGGAAGCUUUUACAACAAUUCAUCAAGUGAAUCGCUGCCAAAAUUAUUUUUAAUUGCAAUUUUUAUAUUACUGAAUUUAUACUGAGCCAUAAAAGUUUCUUAACGACUUUAUGUGCACCCCGAUAUUGCUCAGAGUUGAUUUAACUUUUGUUAUUAUACCAAAUAAAAAAAUAUUUGUAAAUAAACAUAGACAAUUUAUUUUUAAAA